Messenger RNA from Rhipicephalus sanguineus (brown dog tick), 1401 nucleotides. RefSeq names its product neprilysin-1-like. Gene Ontology annotation, molecular function: metalloendopeptidase activity. The record is from RefSeq and is a predicted model, not a curated record. Gene Ontology annotation, cellular component: plasma membrane. Gene Ontology annotation, biological process: protein processing. Lineage: Eukaryota; Metazoa; Arthropoda; Arachnida; Ixodida; Ixodidae. The transcript is spliced from 13 exons. The coding region runs from base 131 to 1270 and encodes 379 amino acids.
AUUAUGGAGCCGCCGGAGGCCAUCCACAACCCGAAGCGAGUCUACAACCUCAUGAGCCUGCGCACACUCGAAGGAGCCAUACCAGAGCUCGGCGGUGGCCAACUACCUGGGCUGGCGCAUCGUGCAAGUUAUGGGCCAGUAUGCGACCGAGCGGUUCAGGCGGGCGAGGUUCCGCUUCGACCGGUACCGGUACCUGCUGCAGGACGUGGGCGAGGUUCCGCGAGAGUGCGUGCGCCUCACGUCACGACUGCUGCACUUCGCCGUGGGUCGGCUAUACUUCGACCGGCACAUCUCACGGCCAGCCGAGCGGUACAGGAAACUGUACGACAUGGCGGAAGAGCUGCGGGACGCCUUUGCCGUUCUGAUCGACCUCAACACCUGGAUGGACUCGGACACCAAGGAGAGGGCGAGGCAGAAGCUGCAUCACCUGCAGAUGAACAUCGGCUUCCCGCCCUGGAUCAAGAGCGACCGGGACCUGGACGAGUACUACAAGGACGUCCCGGACCUGCGCAAGGAGGAGUUCUUCAUCAGCCUCCUGCGCACGCUCAAGAUUUACAACCGCAUCAUGUACGCCCGCCUGCGUCGCUUUAAGAAGGCGGAGGACUUUGGGUGGAUCCCUCCUUACCCAUCUACCAUGAUGCAUUACAGCCUACUGGGAAACUAUAUGCUUCUCCCAAUCGACUACAUUCAGUACCCCUUUUUUCUACUGGACAUGGCACCACCCAUCAAUUUCGGUGCCCUCGGAACCAUCAUGGGGCAGCAGCUGACGUACGGCUUCGGGGAGCAAGGCGCUCUGUACGACGAGCACGGCAAACUGGUGGAGUGGUGGUCUCGCGAGACCCACCGCAAGUUUGUCACCGGCGCCCGCUGCCUCACUGAGCAGUACGACCAGUUCAACAACCCCAUCACCGGAAUGAAGCUGAGCGUCAACAACACCCUGGAGACGAGCAUCGCCGACAACGCGGGCCUGCGACUCGCCUUCAAGGCCUUCCGGGUGUACAUGACCAAGUACGAGGAGCGCUACGGCAUGUACUCCAUACCCGGCAUGGAGCCCUGGACCAUGGAGCAGGUCUUCUUCAUCGCGUACGCCCUGUCGCGGUGCGAGGUGUCCCGGAAGCGCUCCAUGUACUUCUACCUGCGCCCCCGUGACCAAAUACCCAACCGCUUCCGGACCAUCAUCCCGCUGAUGAAUUUCGAGCGGUUCUCGGCCAUCUUCAACUGCAAGACUGGCUCCAUCAUGAACCCAGACCAGAAGUGCAUUGUCUGGUAGCCGGCCUGGCCCACCACGCGGCGUCCCGAACGGCCGCACGCGCUGGCGAAUAUAAAUACGCCACAAUCUUAUCGUUGCCGCGACUCUCUGCUUUCCUUAACCUUCCUUCUGCAAGUGGACGUAACGUAUCU